Molecule: messenger RNA, 2258 nt
Organism: Klebsormidium nitens
Lineage: Eukaryota; Viridiplantae; Streptophyta; Klebsormidiophyceae; Klebsormidiales; Klebsormidiaceae
Source: the annotation of a GenBank genome assembly
UUCUCGAGAACUUGGAUGAGGCCUGUAGCUUCCUGGCGGAUGUCGACUGUCUUGGACAAAGCAUGGCGCUAAAUUUGGGUGCCCGCUCCAUUGGGCUAAGCAGGGUGGUCUUGCAGGCCUGUAGACCGGCUUGCAUCGCUUUCCUCGACACAAAGCGCAUGUUGGAGGCAGAGGCCAAUGGCACUGGCGCACUACAUGCAUUGGGGAAUUGCCACCAGCCGUUCAGCUGGGGGGUUGCUCGUUUUUCCUACUUAGUCCUGCCAGCAUGUGCAAAGUCUGCCAUCAGAUUCGUGAGGUCUCCUGGAGACAUUUCCGGCGGGCACUCCCGCACCUUCGGGGCAAGCGCUAUAGCAGCGGCGGAAAAAGAGGACGCAGAAGACCUCAAAGAACAAGGGGCAGAGAAGCUAAGAAGGGCGAGUGGGCAAAACAAUGAGGACAAUUCCCUUUGGAGGCCGUCUGAAUGGAGAGAGGAGAAAGUGCUCAGGGGGGAGCUCUUGCGGAGCUUGAGAGAGUGGCCCCCGGACGCGGAUCUGGAUGAGAGGCUGCCGAACGGAACAAUAGGUGGACGACCGUUUGGUGUCAGAUCACUGGCUAGUGCCCUGUACCAACUCUCAGACCCGCUGGAAAACUCUAGGAGGGACAAGAGCGCCAAACAGAGGGUUAACUUGGGAGAAACCACAUACCGGUGCAGCACAGAGGAUGCACAGCGGGCUCUAAAUGUACUUGACUGGUGGCUCUCAAAGCAACCUCAGGACUCGAGCAAUUCUGUGGAUAUGUUGUUUAGUCCAGUUCUGCAGGCCCUCCGAGCGGCGAGAUACACGGAUGCAAUCUCCAGGCUGUGGGACAGGUACCGCUCCCGCGCUGAAAGGAAUAAACGGCUCAUCCCCAUCUUCCUCGCUGCCUGUCUCCGGGCCAACAUGUUUGAACAAGUCCUUAAGAUGUACGAGGAAGUGCAAGCAAACGGUUGGUCGACAUCUUCAAAUAGUGCGAACCUAGUAAUCAAGGCAAUGCAUGCGCAAGGCCGCUCGCGAGACGAAGUCUGGGCACUCUAUAAGAGUUUGGUCGAAAAGACGGGGCUGACAAUCGAGUGGCCCACAGUGGGAGCCCUUUUGACCUCUGGUAUUACAGUUGAGGAGUUUCUAAGUUUGAAAUAUAGGUAUCCUUUGGAUCAAAAAAAGAAACUAGUCCGUGCACUUGUUGAGCUGGGCCGGGCGAAUGAGGCGCGGGAGAUUGUCCGUGAGAUGCUGGAUCUACAAGAACGAGCCCCGCCACUACCCAUUGUUAGUUUCAUUAGUCUAUUAAGGGUGCUUAUUGAUUCUGGACUUCAAGCGGAAGCUCAGAUGUUGGCAGAUCAACAAGAGCGGCUAGGCGUCCAACUAGAUGGGGCAUUGCGCUUCUUCUUGAGAACAGUGAAGGAGCCAGAGACAGCGCUCACAGCCUAUAAAGCACUAGAAGCAAUCAAGGGAUCCCACCAUGACAGCCUGGCAGUGCAAGCGCUGCUUAUCAAGAGGUGCUACAGUAAUCGCAGGCUGACCAAGGCAAUGUACCAGGCGUACUUGGUCGGCAAGGGGUUAGAGGCCGACUUCUAUGCAGUCGACUUCGCAAACGUGAUUGAACGAUUGGCGGAAAAGAAUUGGGCCGCUGAAGCGGAGGGUGUGUUGGCGGACUACUUCGCAGUGCGGCGCAAAAGGCAGGAACCUCAUGUCCUGCCAGAACGAGCUUUUCAAGAGUUGGCGUCUAUGUAUUUGAGAGCCCAUCAGCCGGAGAAGCUGGUGGGACUGGUCAAGGACAUGGUCAAGCAAGCCUACUUCGUGAGCAACGGGCUCAUAGUGAGCUGGUGGAAUAAGCUGAAAGCUGGCGACCAUGCUGCGGAGGCCGAGGAGCUGCUGGUCGCCCAAAAGAAGAUGUCGCAGAUGCGGCAAGACGGGGAAGCGGAGAGGGGUCGGAGAGAAAAGGAUCCGAGGGGACAUUUGACGAAGCUACGGAAGAGGGGCCGGCCGGAGCAGACGCGCCAACUGGAGAGAGAAGGCUCCGUGAGAACAGUCAAUGACCGUUGUGUCGCCGUCCGCUUCGUUGGCCUUACUGGCAGCGCUGGGCCACGUCGUGCAAUCAGCGGCGGUGCUGGAGGCCCGAGCUACACCGACGGGCAAUCUGUAACACCGGCUGCAAACCCGACGGACGAUUCUCAAUCCAAACAGUGCUCCGAACACGGCCCAGCCAGGUGGCAGUCCUCGAUUUCUACUUUCGGUCUUCCUUAG